Molecule: messenger RNA, 1134 nt
Organism: Penicillium antarcticum
Lineage: Eukaryota; Fungi; Ascomycota; Eurotiomycetes; Eurotiales; Aspergillaceae
Exons: 3
Coding region: 1-1134 (377 amino acids)
Source: RefSeq, a predicted model, not a curated record
AUGCUUGGACUCUGGGAAGGUAGUCUACGGUCAUCCAGGAUGCUGGCUAUCCUUCUGGCUGUGGCUCCUUUAGUUUCGGGCCUCCGAACUACAACUGGCUCACCCUGUGCAGAUGUCUGUGGCACAAUAACCAACACCACAUCCUCUGAGAUUUCAUGUCUGGAUCAGGCGUAUAACACAACAUCCACCGGAAAGGAUUUCGAGAAAUGUAUAUCAUGCCAGUUGGAAAGCGAUUUCUACAUUUCCGCAACCGGAGAAUCGGAUGUUGACUGGGGACUGUAUAACUUGCGAUAUGCCUUUUCAACCUGUGUCUUUGGAUACCCAGACUCAAUCUCAAACACCUCUUCACCAUGUCCAGUGGCAUGUGACGGCGUUCGGCCAGCUGUUCGAACCGACAUUGAGGAUCCCAACAUCUCAAAUCUGCACUCCUGGUGCGACGAUGUCUCCUUCGCCGACAAUGUCGUGAACACAUGCGAGUUCUGCUACAACCUGACCACAACCCAGGUCUACAUGGCAAACUUCCUCGAAUCAAUCCGCUACAACUGCCACUUCAAAACAGCAACAGGCAAAACCUUCGACAUAGCCCCAUCCCGAAUCUUCACCCAAUCUCUCCUCCCCUCAAGUCUGUCCCUAACAACCCCAACAACAGGCGGCUCAAACGUGAACCUAGGCGUGGUCAUUGCCGUCCCAAUCGUAGGAUUCAUCAUCAUCCUCAUCGCUCUAGCAACAUGCUGCUUCUUCUUCAUCCGGCACCGCCGCAAGAAGACCCGGCGGACCCGCCAGUCGCCAGGCAUGUAUAACCAGUGGAAUGACCCGGGCAUUGUUUCCCCAUAUGGGGAUCACCAGCAGGGCUGGGCGCAUGCGAAUGCAAAUGCCGGGUACGGCUAUGGUCAUGGCAAUGGCUUUGGGUUUGUUGAUAAUGACGGGCGUGGACAGGAGCUUGCUUAUCAGGGGCACCAGCAGAAGGGUGGUUUCUCGCAGGGUGUUGUUGAACAGUCGCCUGAUGUGCAGUAUCAGCAGCAGGCAUUUGAGUCGCAUCAGAUCUAUCAGCAGCAGCAGUAUCAGCAGCAGCAGCAGCAGGCUCAGGUUCAGGCGCAUGACCCUGAUAAAAAGGUUCCGCAGCAGUGGGAGUAA